This is a messenger RNA of Drepanopeziza brunnea f. sp. 'multigermtubi' MB_m1, 1368 nucleotides long. RefSeq lists its product as uncharacterized. Gene Ontology annotation, cellular component: mitochondrion. NCBI's taxonomy places the organism in Eukaryota, Fungi, Ascomycota, Leotiomycetes, Helotiales, Drepanopezizaceae. The record is from RefSeq and is a predicted model, not a curated record. Gene Ontology annotation, molecular function: NAD binding; isocitrate dehydrogenase (NADP+) activity; magnesium ion binding. Gene Ontology annotation, biological process: NADP+ metabolic process; isocitrate metabolic process.
AUGAGCGUCUCAAGAACCGUCCUCACACGCACUCUGUGUAACCUCACAAGACCACAACAGUCCUCACACACCUCAGCCUUCUUUACACCCGUAAGAUUCGGCGGAGCCCUCAUACAAGCGCGCAACAUGGCCUCCUUCCCUAAGAUCAAGGUCAAGAACCCGGUGGUGGAGCUGGACGGCGACGAAAUGACCCGGAUCAUCUGGAAGGACAUAAAGGACAAGUUCAUCUACCCGUACCUGGACAUCGACUUGAAGUACUACGACUUGGGACUGGAAUACAGAGACGAGACGAACGACCAGGUCACCAUUGAUUCUGCGGAGGCAAUUAAGAAGUACUCGGUCGGUGUCAAGUGCGCAACCAUCACGCCAGACGAGGCCCGGGUCAAGGAAUUUAACCUCAAGAAGAUGUGGCUUUCUCCCAACGGAACUAUUCGAAAUUCCCUCGGCGGCACAGUUUUCAGGGAACCGAUCGUCAUCCCCCGCAUCCCCCGCCUCGUGCCCGGCUGGAAAAAACCUAUUAUCAUCGGCCGCCACGCCUUCGGUGACCAAUACCGCGCAAAAGACCGGGUCAUCCCAGGAAAUGGUACUCUCAAAAUGGUCUUCACGCCCGAGGGUGGUAAGCCCGAGGAAAUCGAGGUCUACCAGUUCAAGAAUGGUGGCGGGGUAGCGCAAACACAAUACAACACUGACGAGUCUAUCGAGGGUUUCGCACACGCCAGUUUCAAGCUUGCGAUCUCGAAGAGCUUGCCGCUGUAUAUGAGCACCAAGAACACGAUCUUGAAGAAGUACGACGGACGCUUCAAGGACAUCUUCGAGGAGAUCUAUCAGUCGACGUACAAGAAGGAAUUCGAGGAGAAGAAGAUCUGGUACGAGCAUAGACUUAUUGACGAUAUGGUUGCGCAGAUGAUGAAGAGUUCGGGGGGGUACAUUAUGGCUCUGAAGAAUUACGAUGGAGACGUCCAAUCCGACAUUGUUGCUCAAGGCUUCGGCUCGCUUGGUCUCAUGACCUCCGUCCUCAUCACCCCAGACGGCAAAACCUUCGAGUCGGAAGCCGCCCAUGGCACCGUCACUCGCCACUACCGCGAGCACCAAAAGGGCAAAGAGACAUCCACCAACCCCAUCGCCUCCAUAUUCGCUUGGACCCGUGGUCUCAUUCAGCGCGGAAAGUUGGACGGCACACCCGAUGUCGUGGCGUUCGCGGAGAGUCUAGAGCAGGCAUGUAUCGACACAGUCGAUGUUGAUGGUAUCAUGACGAAGGAUUUGGCACUGGCGUGCGGCAAGACCAGUCGCGAUGAUUACGUGACGACGACAGAGUACAUGAAUGCAGUGGAAAGGAGGAUGAAGAGCUUGCUGAAGCAGAAGCUGUAG